Molecule: messenger RNA, 204 nt
Organism: Colletotrichum chrysophilum
Lineage: Eukaryota; Fungi; Ascomycota; Sordariomycetes; Glomerellales; Glomerellaceae
Exons: 2
Coding region: 1-204 (67 amino acids)
Source: RefSeq, a predicted model, not a curated record
AUGUCCAGCGGCACCGAGCAGCGCAAGAUUUACAUCAACAAGCCCCAGCCGGACCAUCUGGCUGCGCGCGGGCAUCGGUUCAAGGCGUUUGAUUUGCAUCGCAUGAAGGCGGAGAACGUGGUUUUUGACGCGCCAUUUUGGAUGGAUGUUGAGACUAAGCCGGACAGUCUUGAUGCGUGGAUGAUUUGGCCACCGGGAUCUUAA